AUGGCUAUUUUUAUUCUCAGUGCUUCACAAAUCAAUCUCAUCAACUUCUUCUUCAUUGAGCUCUUCCAUGAUCUGGGUAUUGACAUGCUGCAUCUCUUUGGGGAAAAUAAGUACUUUGGGAUUUCAGAGGCAGAUGAGGAACUCCUCCCUCAGAGCCCACUUGUGCCCAUCGUCACUUCCCAUGUUAACGUGGUAUCAAAUUUUUGCCCAAUCCCAUCUGCUGAGGCUGACUCCGAAGAAGUUGAGGAAGUCAUGCUGACCUUUGAGGAAGCAUUGACUGCGGAGUCCAUUUCCAAUGCUCCACCUACUGGGCAUCUUCUGCUUCUCAUUGACCCAUCUGCUCCCCCAUUGCCUGAAGGUCCAGGAAUAUGUCCUGAUGACUACGUAUUGUUCAAAGGCCAGUGGAUUUACAAGCAGACAGUGUGCCGUCUUGCCAUCAAUAAGGAUUUCAUUUCAAAGUCUCACAAUCGGCUGGAGCAGUGA
Messenger RNA from Suillus bovinus, 483 nucleotides. RefSeq lists its product as uncharacterized. Lineage: Eukaryota; Fungi; Basidiomycota; Agaricomycetes; Boletales; Suillaceae. The transcript is spliced from 2 exons. Bases 1 to 483 code for a protein of 160 amino acids. The record is from RefSeq and is a predicted model, not a curated record.